Phytophthora nicotianae INRA-310 is the source of this 930-nucleotide messenger RNA. RefSeq lists its product as hypothetical. Lineage: Eukaryota; Oomycota; Peronosporomycetes; Peronosporales; Peronosporaceae. The record is from RefSeq and is a predicted model, not a curated record. Gene Ontology annotation, molecular function: hydrolase activity, hydrolyzing N-glycosyl compounds. The transcript is spliced from 3 exons. Bases 1 to 930 code for a protein of 309 amino acids.
AUGCGCCUCGUAGUGGACUCUGAUGCCGGCGUGGACGACGCCUUGGCCAUCCUCAUGGCGCUGAACGCCUUCCCUGGUGACCAAGUCAUAGGAAUCACCACCGUUUUCGGCAACGUGGACCUGCACCAAGCGAACCACAACGUGGCGCACAUUCUCCAGGCUGCUGGGCGCUCCAAGAUCCCCGUGUACAGUGGAGCAUCCAAACCAAUCGUUGCCAGCGUCUCAGAAGAAAAAUGGGCGGGACACGGUCCGGAUGGCCUUGGAGGUGAAUCGGGCAAAGCGGAAGCCCCACUGACUGCUGCAAGACGUAAUGAAGCUGUACAUGCUCUCAUCGACUUGGCGCACAAGUACAGCGGAGAGUUGGUGAUUGCCGCUGUGGGUCCACUCACUAACAUCGCACUAGCGAUGCUACUGGACCCGAACUUCAUGACGAACGUAAAGCAGCUGGUUGUCAUGGGAGGCCUGUCACGUGGCGAAGGGAACCACACGCCACACGCAGAGUUUAAUGUGAGCUGUGACCCUGAGGCCACCGACAUUGUUUACCAGCACUGCAGUGCUAAGAAACUGUAUGUCGUGCCGUUCGAGACGUGCUUAGACAAUGCUGUUCCAUGGGAUACAUUCGACAAGAUUUUCCACGAGGAGGUGAACUCCAAUGGCGAAUACGUUAAGAGGAUCUGGAAGUUCACGAGGGAAUUCUGCAAAAACCAAGGAUUUUUCCCGUGCGACGCCUACGCUAUCGCUAUCCUCCUGCAUCCGGAGUACAUCAAGACUGCUCCUGUAUUGAAAGGCCGCAUUCACUUGGCUCCUGAUGAGAGGCGUGGCGCUUGCAUCUGGGAUUAUGACGCUCCCCCAGAGGAAGCGAACGUGACUCUUGUGACUGAGAUUGACAACCGCGUUUUCGUAGACUUGCUACAUCACCUAGCGGCCUAA